Molecule: messenger RNA, 1332 nt
Organism: Thelazia callipaeda (thelaziosis nematode)
Lineage: Eukaryota; Metazoa; Nematoda; Chromadorea; Rhabditida; Thelaziidae
Source: the annotation of a GenBank genome assembly
AUGGCUGAAGAAGAAAGAUGGUUUGACAAUGAAUUCUCAGAGGUAUACAGUGAAGAAUUAGCCGAAUUGUUGCAUUUUGAAGAAAGCAAUGUACAGAAAUUACAAUAUUGCUCGUUUGGUGUGCUCAGUUCAUUACAUACAUUGUUAUUCAGAAUGUUAUUUUGCGCUACGUUAAAGCGACUACUCAUAAUCUUCCACACCAAAGGAAUAAUUAGUGAGGACACGUUACAUUUAACUGUGAUAGCUUCUGGACUAUUUAUGAUGUGGACUCAGAACACUUUUGCAUUGUCAGUUUUUUCGUUCACUGCACUGGUUAUUGUAGUGCCGUAUUACAAGUUUUUAUUCAAAAAAAACAUCAAAUUCAAGAUCUUGAUAUACUCCAUUGGCAUGCUUUUAAUUUGGCAGUGUUUAAUGACUGCUGAAAAAUUUAUGUCAAUUCGAGGCAUUCUGAUGGUUAUGUUAAUGAAAACAACUUCAGUAUCUUUUGAUCUUGCUAAUGAAUUAUAUAAAGACAUAUCUUUACUGCAGUUACUUUCUUAUGUAUUAGAUGGUUCAACUAUAUUAUUUGGUCCGUGGAUUACUUAUAAGCAAUAUCACGACUCGCUGGAGAUGAAGAAUGUGGAAGUAGAAAUUAUGAACUGUUUUCGUGCCCUCAGCUACAUUCUUUUCUCAUUGCUGGCUGUAAUUUAUUCUUCUUGCGUUGCUGAUAACUUUACUGAAUGGUAUUUCGUAGGAGCAUAUUUUGUUGCGCAGUCAUUUCGAUUCAGUCAUUAUUUUGUUUGUUGGCUUUCUGCGGGGAUAUCGCUAUUAUCAGGUGUUGAUUCGGGCAGUAUCGUCGAUUGGACCCGUAUUGAACUGCCUCGUUCGCUUGUUGAUGUUGUUGUUUCGUGGAAUAUCCCCAUGCAUCAGUUUUUGCAUCAAUACGUUUUCGGUGAAAUGAGAAAGUAUGGCUCUGCUAUUGCCAUUUUCGCUACCUAUGUUGGAAUCAACUUCCAGUUGUCUGCGGUGCUGCUUUCGUUGGGAUUCUAUACAUACGCCGAAACAAAAUUACGAAGUAGAUUGAGCCGUCGUACAAAUUCAUGCGUUCGUGCUAAGAAGUGUCAUGAAGAAUGCAGUCACGCAUGGAAAGAGAAUUCCAUGCCUACCCUAGCUGUGAAUAUGAUAUUCCGAAUUGUUGCCAUAAUUCAUCUAGUAUAUCUUGGAAUGGCAUUCGACAACAGCACAGCAGAGACAGGAUAUUCAUGGAAUCACACUCUCAAUGUAUGGGGCGACUCAUAUUACUUUAGUCAUUCUAUCGGUACACUUACUUUAAUUUCGUCAUUCAUCAUUUAA